AGAGAGGAGGAAGGAAUCAAGGAGAAGAAAAAAAGGACAAGACACGUUUAUUGCAAGAUGCAAAUAUCCUAAGAUGACAGCAAUGGGUUAGAAAGGAUUUAACAUGAUUUCAUAAUAAAAAGGCAAACAGCUGAUUUUAUAUUUUUCUGCAUGUGCAUCAAUGGAUGGAGAGACAGAAUUAUGAGUGGAAUACUAGCAGCCGGUGGGACUGAUUGCAAUUUCUACGCCACCCAGAGGGUUUUUUUAUUCGUUUGUUCUUCCCUUUUAAAGUCUCUGAGUCAGGAAUCGGGGUGUUUUGAGGAUCCAUUGUGUGAAUCUUGCAGUCCAGCUGGCUUUUGGCCGUUGUCCUCCCAGUUGCUGAUGAUUACAAAAGAUGUCUUCUCCUGUAUAGUAUUGAUGUGACCCAAAGGAGGCUUUAAUCAUUUAUCUUGCCUCCUUCUUUUGUGAAAGACACGGCGAGUUUGGGGGGGUUAGUUUUUAUUGAGAAUUGUAUAUCUUCUUUUAUUCAAAGUCCCCGUUGCGUUGCCUUUUUUUUGUUCACUUUUUUAUAUUAUAUAUAUAUUUUUAAAAAAUACUAAAGAUGUCUUCUCCAUACCAGUAUCGAAGUGUUUAAAUCCGCCACUCCUCCUUUUACCAAUCUAGUAACAGAGGAAUCGGAAUCUAUAACUUUUAGAUUUCGUUAUAUUAUAUAUAGUUUCCCUCAAUUAAGUCAGUUUGCUGCUGGUUGUUGAUCUUUUUAGCAAUUAUAUCUAAACAUGUCUGCUCCACUUGGGCCCCGGGGCGGCUCUGCACCUCCUCCCCCUGCUGUCCUGCCAGAGGUGCCGGACCUCAGCCACCUUACCGAGGAGGAGAGAAAGAUCAUUCUCGCCGUCAUGGACCGACAGAAACAAGAAGAAGAAAAGGAGCAAUCCAUGCUGAAGGUCAAAGAAGAAACAAAACCUCAGCCGCCACAGUGGUUUCCCUUUAGUGGGAUCACUGAGCUGGUAAAUAACGUUCUUCAGCCCCAGCAAAACCUGCUAAAUGAAAAGGAGCCUGAGACGAAAUUGCACCAGCAGUUUGAGAUGUACAAGGAUCAAGUGAAGAAGAUGGGUGAAGAAGCACCGGGGGCGCAGGAGCAGAAGGGGGAUGCCCCCACCUGUGGGAUCUGCCACAAAACCAAGUUUGCCGAUGGCUGCGGCCACCUCUGUUCAUAUUGCCAAACUAAAUUCUGUGCUCGUUGCGGAGGACGAGUGUCUCUACGGUCAAAUAAGGAAGACAAAGUGGUAAUGUGGGUAUGCAACUUGUGCCGAAAACAACAAGAAAUCCUCACAAAAUCAGGAGCCUGGUUCUACACCGUUGGUUCAAACACGCCCCAGCAGCUGGACCCCAGUGAACUCACAAGGGGGCCCCGGAACGAAGAAGCACCUCAGGAGAAGAAGGCAAAACUGCAGGAUCCACCCCAGUACCAGGGACCCUCAGGGGACAUUUCCACACCAGCGUCAGACAAAAACAGACCUCAAGGACUCGCACGGCAAGACUCGCUCAAAAACGGUUCUGGAGGGAAGCGCACGGGUCCAGGUGCAGGCGACGCUUUGAGUGCCAGGAAAAGAAGCCCAUCAGCAUCCAAGGACCCAAACCAAAAAUACGACCAAAGGGAGGAGAGGGGUGACCGUUCACAGUAUGCCCCAUCGGACAGUGGGAUGCCGAGGUCACCAUCAGACUACGAGGAGCGAGAGCAGCGAAGGCCACAGCGGAGUUCGCGGAUGUACGAGGAUGCGGAUGCAGCGCGGGGGGAGUACCGGGAACGACGUAGUCGCCGGCACUCGCAGGAGUACCCGCUAGAUGAGGACCUGGAUUGCCAGCUAAGCGAAUAUGAGAUGCAGCAGCGGCGGGAAGAGGAGUAUCAGGCCCGCUACCGCAGCGACCCCAAUCUGGCCCGCUACCCAGUCAAGCCCCAGCCCUACGAGGAGCAGAUGCGCAUGCAUGCCGAGGUGUCCCGUGCUCGGCAUGAGCGGCGGCACAGUGACGUCUCGCUGGCUUACACAGAGCUGGAUGAACCCCAAGUGUCCGUGACGCGAGGGGAACGCCAGUCUCGGCAGCGCUCCACCUCCGAGCGCCGGGCACCUAUGGAGAGCCAGCGCUCCUACUCCAUGGAGAGAACUCGAGAGGUUCAGGGCCCCCACGACCGGCAACGGACCUCCAAUCACAGCCCUCCUGCUCCCCACCGGAGCCCCGUGCUGGGUGAGCGGCAAGGGGACAUGCGGCGAGGGGGAGGGGGAGACCUUAUGCGUAUGCAGCAGCACCACUUGGAUCCCAGCUCGGCAGUGCGGAAGACCAAGCGCGAGAAGAUGGAGACCAUGUUGCGCAACGACUCGCUCAGCUCCGACCAGUCCGAGUCCAUCCGGCCACCGCCGCCAAAGCCACACAAAACGAAAAAGGGAGGCAAGAUGCGGCAGGUCUCGCUGAGCAGCUCUGAGGAGGAGCUGGCCACCACCCCAGAGUACACCAGCUGUGACGACGUAGAAAUAGAGAGUGAGUCAGUCAGUGAGAAAGGGGACAUGGAUGGCAACUGGUGGGACCAUGCGUCUUGGCAUAGCAGUGAGGCACCCCCAAUGUCUUUGCACCCUGUGACAUGGCAACCAUCCAAAGAUGGAGAUCGCCUAAUAGGGCGGAUUUUACUAAACAAGCGGCUGAAAGAUGGGAGUGUGCCAAGAGACUCUGGAGCAUUGCUUGGGCUGAAGGUUGUGGGUGGAAAGAUGACUGAAUCUGGUAGACUUUGUGCAUUUAUUACAAAAGUAAAGAAAGGAAGUCUAGCUGAUACGGUUGGCCACCUCCGACCAGGUGAUCAGGUAUUAGAAUGGAAUGGGAGGCAUUUACAAGGAGCUACUUUUAAGGAAGUUUACAAUAUAAUUCUGGAAUCUAAGCCAGAACCACAGGUGGAACUUGUAGUCUCAAGGCCCAUUGGAGAUAUUCCCCGGAUACCUGACAGCACACAUGCGCAACUGGAAUCAAGCUCGAGUUCUUUUGAGUCCCAGAAAAUGGAUCGGCCCUCUAUCUCAGUCACUUCUCCCAUGAGCCCUGGCAUGCUGCGGGAUGCUCCCCAGUACCUGUCUGGACAACUCUCAAGCCAAAGCCUUAGUAGAAGAUCAACGCCUUUUGUUCCUAGGGUUCAGAUAAAACUCUGGUAUGACAAGGUUGGUCACCAGCUAAUUGUCACAAUACUGGGAGCAAAAGACCUUCUUUCAAGGGAAGAUGGGAGACCAAGAAACCCUUAUGUUAAGAUUUACUUCCUCCCAGACAGAAGUGAUAAGAGCAAAAGAAGAACAAAAACAGUAAAGAAAACAUUAGAGCCCAAAUGGAACCAAACAUUUAUGUAUUCCCCGGUCCAUCGGCGGGAAUUCCGGGAGCGCAUGUUGGAGAUCACACUUUGGGACCAGGCACGGGUUCGAGAAGAAGAAAGUGAAUUUUUAGGAGAGAUUCUUAUAGAACUAGAGACAGCGUUGCUGGAUGAUGAGCCUCACUGGUACAAACUGCAGACGCACGACGUGUCCUCCAUGCCCCUUCCACACCCCUCACCGUACCUGCCACGCAGACAGCUGCAUGGGGAGAGUCCCACACGGCGAUUGCAAAAUAAAGGUCCAUAUUCAUACAACUCAGGAUCCCAGCGAAUCAGUGACAGUGAAAUAUCUGACUAUGACUGCGAUGAUGGAAUUGGAGUUGUGUCAGAUUACAGACACAAUGGCAGAGACAUCCAGAGCUCAACAUUAUCAGUUCCCGAGCAGGUGAUGUCAUCCAAUCACUGUUCACGCUCUGGGUCACCCAAACGAAGGGACAGUAUGGGCAGGACACGGGCACGGUCCCCAAGUGUCCCUCCUCUGCAGAGCCGGAGCUUGGACCAACCAUCUCGAGGUUCCCACUCGUCUCCGUCGCAGUACAACACAGUGAGCCGAAUGGAGAAGCAUCGCACGGACGACCCCUACUCCCCAGACAGCCAGUAUCUCACUCUACCUCGGUCCAGACACAGUCAGCCCAUUGAGCAUCAUCACAAGGAACCCAGCAACGACCAUAUCAUGUACCCCAUCUAUUGUGAAGAUGUAGUCAGGUUACUACGUUCCCAAAAGAUGUGCCGUACAUAUUCUGAGGGUGCUUACAAUGAUCUUGAGAGGAGGAUUAGGCAGAAAAGGAGAGUGCCUAAUCUGUAUGAUGACUCUUCCAAUUCCCAUGAAAGAUGGUACAAUGGCCCUAGUUCAAGGCCAAAUCAUGUAGUGAAUGGUACAUCUGAGGAAUUCAGGAAUUGCGAAGCCCUGGAUAGACAUGAAUAUACAAGGUCCAGAUCCGCAGAUCAGCGCCCAGUGCUCGAGCGGACAAGCUCCCGCUCCCGGUCCACCGAGCGCCCCGACUCUAACCUCAUGAGGUCGAUGCCAUCUUUAACAUCAGGAAGAUCUGCCCCUCCCUCACCUGCCUUAACGAGGUCGCACCCUCGUAGCGAAUCCGUCCAAACCAGCCCCACAAGUACCCCCUUGACUGGACGCAGAGGUCGACAGCUGCCACAGCUUCCACCAAAGGGGACACUAGAAAGAAAAGAGACGGAUUCGCCCAAGCAGAGGAACUCAGAGGGGAAUGAAGCAGAACCAGAGAAUGAGGAUGCAGGUGCUAUGGAUGUGGAGGAGAAAACUCGCCAAAUGAAACUGAAAAUGAACAAAUACAAACAGGUGGCAGGAUCAGACUCCAGGCUGGAACAGGACUCUCAAUCCAAGCUUCGGUCAGGACGGGAACCACAUAGAGGCUCUGACAACGUGUCCACUAAGUCUUCGGACAGUGACGUGAGCGACGUGUCCGCUGUGUCGAGGACCAGUAGUGCUUCUCGGUUCAGCAGCACGAGCUACAUGUCUGUCCAGUCCGAGCGCCCUAGAGGAAACAAGAAGAUCAGUGACUUUACGUCCAAAAUGAAAAACAGGCAGAUGGGAGCCCCGGGAAAGAACAUGACGAAAAGCACCAGCAUCGGCGGGGACAUGUACAGCCUGGAGAAGAACGACGGCAGCCAGUCCGACACUGCGGUGGGCACCGUGGGCACUGUGGGCAAGAAGAGGCGCUCCAGCAUAGGUGCCAAAAUGGUGGCGAUCGUGGGGCUCUCGCGAAAAAGCCGCAGUACCUCUCAACUCAGCCAAACAGAAGCUGGAGGGAAAAAACUGCGCAGUACCAUCCAGAGAAGUACGGAAACAGGCUUGGCAGUAGAAAUGAGAAAUCGGAUGACCCGGCAAGCAAGUCGAGAAUCAACCGAUGGAAGCAUGAACAGUUACAGCUCAGAGGGAAACCUCAUUUUCCCAGGUGUGCGAUUGUCAUCAGACAGUCAAUUUAGUGAUUUUCUAGAUGGCCUUGGUCCAGCUCAGCUAGUUGGGCGCCAGUCGCUGGCAACCCCUUCUAUGGGUGACAUCCAGAUAGGGAUGAUGGACAAAAAGGGACAGCUAGAGGUAGAAGUAAUCAGAGCCCGUGGCCUUGUUGGGAAGCCAGGUUCAAAGGCACUGCCAGCUCCCUAUGCUAAGGUAUAUUUACUGGACAAUGGAGCCUGUAUAGCCAAAAAGAAAACAAAAGUAGCAAGAAAAACUCUGGAUCCCCUCUACCAGCAGCAGCUGUCAUUUGAGGAAAGCCCAACAGGAAAAGUCCUACAAAUUAUUGUAUGGGGCGACUAUGGACGCAUGGACCAUAAAUCCUUUAUGGGCGCUGCACAGAUACUUUUAGAUGAGCUUGACCUGUCCAACAUGGUGAUUGGCUGGUUCAAGCUCUUCCCUCCUUCCUCACUGGUGGACCCAACCUUGGCACCUCUGACUAGAAGAGCUUCCCAGUCAUCACUUGACAGUUCAACUGGACCUUAUGCUCGCUCAUAGCAGCCUGGAAACAAAGUGUUGUCAUAGCAACCCGCAUCCAAGUUAACAGUCUUAACAGGUCACAAGCCCUGGUUACACUGCAUGCUUAAUGUUGUGUCUUCUGAGCCCGUUUCUAGGGAUGCAAAAGUGGUCCUUUGUUUUCAGAGAAAGUCGCACACAUUGUGCGCCAAGAAGGCCCUCGGGGGGUAAACAGGCAGAAGCUGUGAAGAACUUAUACACUUGGAGUUCAGUGACACUAGGUUUUCAUCCAAUCUGAAAUCAUGGAAAAAAAAAAACAGAGAACCAAUUGAUGAAUUCAAUAUAAGUCCUUUUUUAAAUGUCAUAUCUUUUUGUUGUUGCACCUGAUUGGGUCAUGUGAGUCUCCUGACCAGAAGCUUGGUUACACCACGCCAACAAAGCCAGCUAUGGAAGAAGCCUCUAAGGACAAUGACAGGGGGUUGGUAAAAUCUCUCCUGUUGCCCUGUACCUACUUUCUCAAGAUAUGCAUCAUAAUCUUAACAGCAAUUCUGUACCGAAAGACUAUUUUCAGAAUUAAUGGCAAUACAGACGUGGCACCCAUUGAAUCUCUAGAAUCUUUACACCAGAACCCAAAACAAGAUGAACUUUGUGAUCUAAUAUAGUAAUUUCUCUGUUAAUAUAUUGUAUGAAAUAAAAAAUAAAAAAAUAAAAUAAAAAAAAAAGAUUUUUUUUGCAUGGACACAAAUUUAGCUGAACUUUAAAAAGAAAAAUGAAAAAAAAAAACUAUUACAAAUUAUUUUCUUGAGGCUGCAACUUGCAAAAAAAAAAAUAAAAAUAAAAAUGGAUCAGCCAUUUUCAACAAUUUAUAUUAUUUUUAAAAAUAAAUUUCACUAGUGCAUGGUUUUCAAGGGGUAUGAAUGCAACAGCGUGAUAAAAAAGACACCAUGUUUAUCAUUCUUUAGCCCGUUUAUUAGUCUGUGUUUUUGCAGACCUCCUAUUAUAGAAAGCUAAAAAAUACUUUUUAGCAAAUAUUUAAAAAAAUAUCUGUUUAUGUGACAAAGAGAAGAUUAAAAUAAAUGUAAAGUAUUUAUUUCAUUGUAAAGGCAAAGGCCUUACAAAGAUAAACAUUAUGUACACAAAUUGUACACUUUUCUCUUUCCUUAGGGUGAUCAUUGUACUAUUCAAUGCCACCUUUGUCUUAUCCCCCGAUUAUGCCACAUAUUUGGUUUAGGGUUGCAGGUUAUUCUGCAUUUCUGGGUUCGUUAAGUAUGAUUUGUUAUUUUAUUUUUUUAUUUUUUGUUAAAUUUGUUUAUCAAGCAUGUUGGAAAGGUUUUUUUGUUUGUUUGUUUUGUUUUGUUUUUUGCAACAUGGCUUGGGCACACAUUAAAGUAGCAUGUAUUCGAUAAAGAAAAAGAUGGAUUUUUUGCAGUUUCUUGUACAGUGCAUGUAAUAAGUUACAUUUGACCUCACCUUGAAAUUGAAUUCUACAGCAAAUUAAUGACUGGACUCGAGUCUUGUGGCCACUGUAAAACAUUCCACCUCCCAGCAUCAUGGUUUUAUUUCACGAAAGUACAUUUUAUAUGUAAAACAGGAGCGUGUUCAGGACUGCAAUCAAUUGCAGAUAGAUUUUAUUUUAUUAUUGUUAUGAAGAAAAGUAAUAACAUAACAAUCCACAAACCCAAGAAAGUAGACCUUACAAGAGACAUUCUAAGAAAAACAGUAAAGGUUACAUAUGUAACUUUGUUUUGCUGUAAAGUUCAAUUUUACAAGCACUAUUUCUGAAUCUAUGAAAGAAUUGAAGGUGAUAUGCAAAGAUGAGAAUGUGCCGCACAAUAUACACUUUUAGUUGUUUGUUGUUUUUUGGGGGGGGGAAAUAAAGAUAAGAGAUUUCCUAUAUUUUUGUUUAUUUACAUGCCAAGGCCAAAAACUUUUUUUUUUUUUUUUUAAAGAAAGAUAAGGAAGAGAAACCUGAAGAGAACAAGGAGUUUUACUUUUUAUUAAACUUACUUUUCACCAUUAGGUGGUGCUGCGAGUCUAAUUUUUCUCUUUUAAUUUUGGAUGAAAGGUCAGUAAUAAUCGAUCUGUCAUUUCAUGAAAUAGAAUGCAAGACAUUAUUCCAUUUCAUGGACAGUUACGUGUUCUUUGGCAUGUAAAUGUAAUCUUUUUAUUUGAUUACUUUGUUCCUGUAUCAAAAUCGUCUUCAAACUUUCAUCUUUUAGCCCAUGUACGUACAAUUGAAACAGCUGCUUUAAAAAGAAUAAAACAAAUAAGUUGUUGAAAAGGAAUAAUGCCUCUGAAGAUUACAAAGUCAGGUAUUAUCUACCAUUUUAAAUGCCUUUUAUUUUUGUGAUGCAGUGUGUUCGACCCAAGGCUAUGUCUUGGUUAAGUGUGGUAGUAUAAACUUUUAUGUAAAAGAUUUUUGAAAAAAAUAAAAGAAUGAAAAAAACUGGAACCUAAACAUAAAGUACCAACAAAGUAAAACAAAUAUUAGAGCAUUAUCCCUUAAAUAUUUCAAAUUCUGUAAUCUUUUCAUACUGUUUAACUGUGAACUACAACUACAUUUACUCACGACUGGUUCUUUUGUGCAUACUGUUCCUAUAUAAUUUUUUUUUUUUCAUAUGCAUAGUAUGAAGAAAAGCAGAGUAUGGAAGAUGUGUACAUAUUUAUCAUUAUGCAGUAUUUAUUUAAAACAAUAUUUUUUAUUUUAUUUUUUUCACAUAAUGAUUUCUGAAAUUCUAUGAUUUAGUCGUGUUUAUGUCACUAUUCCAGUGAGCACAGCUGUUGUGUACAUAGUAGAAAAUAAGUAAAGGGAAAAAAUGAUUGGCCUGAACGUGACACCAACAUAAAAACAAAAUUAAUUCCGGUAAUGGUAUUUAACACUGAUAAUAAUAAAAAUAAUAAAAA
Molecule: messenger RNA, 8726 nt
Organism: Polyodon spathula (Mississippi paddlefish)
Lineage: Eukaryota; Metazoa; Chordata; Actinopteri; Acipenseriformes; Polyodontidae
Gene: rims2a
Product: regulating synaptic membrane exocytosis 2a
Exons: 37
Coding region: 756-5864 (1702 amino acids)
Biological process (GO): regulation of membrane potential; calcium ion-regulated exocytosis of neurotransmitter; positive regulation of synaptic transmission
Cellular component (GO): cytoskeleton of presynaptic active zone; presynaptic membrane
Molecular function (GO): small GTPase binding; transmembrane transporter binding
Source: RefSeq, a predicted model, not a curated record